Messenger RNA from Corythoichthys intestinalis (scribbled pipefish), 863 nucleotides. RefSeq names its product C-X-C motif chemokine 2-like. Gene Ontology annotation, cellular component: extracellular region. The transcript has 4 exons. The record is from RefSeq and is a predicted model, not a curated record. Gene Ontology annotation, molecular function: chemokine activity. Bases 175 to 474 code for a protein of 99 amino acids. Lineage: Eukaryota; Metazoa; Chordata; Actinopteri; Syngnathiformes; Syngnathidae. Gene Ontology annotation, biological process: defense response; chemotaxis; immune response.
UUCUCUUCAGCACAGGAUUCAAACAAUAGAGCUCAAAAGAAACUGAGAAAAGCAAAGAGAAGGAAGGACCACAAGUCAACAAACUGCAUUGUCACUUCUUCGGCUACUUUUUUGAACAGCAAUUAAUUUUUUUUUUUUUUUUAAUUUUGAGCUCCUGCAGAAUUUAACAAGAAAAUGACAAGCAAAGUAAUCCUCAGUGCUUUGGUGGUCUUGCUGGUUUCUGUGGCCACCAGUGAAGGAAUGAAUGUCAGAAGCUUGGGAGUUGAUCUGCAUUGCCGCUGUAUCCAAACGGAGACCAGAACCAUUGGCCGCCACAUCGAAAAGGUGGAGCUGAUCCCCGCAAACUCCCACUGCGAGGACACUGAGAUCAUUGCUACCCUUAAAACUACGGGCCAAGAGGUGUGCCUUGACCCCAAGGCUCCAUGGGUGAAGAAAGUCAUCGAGAGGAUCCUUAAUAACAGCAAAAGGCGGUGAGCUGCCUCGCGAAGGGGGAAGAAUGCUCCACGUGCUGGUUUUGCAAAAGCGGAAGAACCAAAUAGAUUCAUUUGAUUAAGGACUCAGCUGAUUUCAAAACGGAAUCGAACAUCUUAUUAGGGCAACUGUUCAAGCUACCAACAGACACGUCGUGUUUGCAUCAAGCAUAGUUUAUUUUCAAGCGCGUACCUGUUUGGACACUCACACUGUCUGUAUUGCAGCCUUUAACUUCAGAUGAGCUUCUAUGAACUGUUACUAUAACUAUUGCUUUAAUUUAUGCUGAACAUAUUGAAUGUAUUUAUCAUUUGUAAAAAUGUAUAUAUUUGAAUGCAAUUGUUUUUGUAUUUUUUACUACAACUUGUUGAUGCAAUAAAAUGAACAAAUUAAAA